Molecule: messenger RNA, 492 nt
Organism: Knipowitschia caucasica
Lineage: Eukaryota; Metazoa; Chordata; Actinopteri; Gobiiformes; Gobiidae
Source: the annotation of a GenBank genome assembly
AUGCUGCAGAGAGAAGAGGGAGCUACAGUCCAGAUGCUGCAGAGAGAAGAGGGAGCUACUGUCCAGAUGCUGCAGAGAGAAGAGGGAGCUACAGUCCAGAUGCUGCAGAGAGAAGAGGGAGCUACAGUCCAGAUGCUGCAGAGAGAAGAGGGAGCUACAGUCCAGAUGCUGCAGAGAGAAGAGGGAGCUACAGUCCUGAGGCUGCAGAGAGAAGAGAGCUACAGUCCUGAGGCUGCAGAGAGAAGAGGGAGCUACAGUCCAGAUGCUGCAGAGAGAAGAGGGAGCUACUGUCCAGAUGCUGCAGAGAGAAGAGGGAGCUACUGUCCAGAUGCUGCAGAGAGAAGAGGGAGCUACUGUCCAGAUGCUGCAGAGAGAAGAGGGAGCUACUGUCCAGAUGCUGCAGAGAGAAGAGGGAGCUACUGUCCAGAUGCUGCAGAGAGAAGAGGGAGCUACAGUCCUGAGGCUGCAGAGAGAAGAGAGCUACAGUCCUGA